Messenger RNA from Bubalus bubalis (water buffalo), 2200 nucleotides. Its product is annotated as collagen alpha-1(X) chain-like. NCBI's taxonomy places the organism in Eukaryota, Metazoa, Chordata, Mammalia, Artiodactyla, Bovidae. The transcript is spliced from 3 exons. The coding region runs from base 139 to 537 and encodes 132 amino acids. The record is from RefSeq and is a predicted model, not a curated record.
CUCCGCCGCUGGCUCCCCGCGUUCCCGCGCGCGCGCGCCUGCUCCUCCCCGGCGCCCCCGCCCCGAGGGUCCCCUCCCCGGCGGCGGCCGCACAGCCCUGCCCAGAGGGGCGGCUCCAGGUGUGGCCUCCGCGAGAAAAUGGAGCCCGGAGCCAGACCGAGCGGCUCGGGCCGGGAGGAGGGAGGCACCCGGGGGACGCCCGCCCCGCGCCGCACGCGCACCUGGAGCCCUGACGGCCCCGGGCUGGGAACUCCGAAUGACCGGCCCCGCCCCGCCGCCUCCCCUCCCCGAGCCCCUCUCCGCCGAGGGCGGCCGGCUCUCUGCGCCCCAGGCCGCCGAGGUGACCGUGCGCUAGGUGGCCGCGCGCGGGGCCCAGGUGGCGCCGAGGAGAAGGACGAGCGACGCGCGGACCCGUGUCCUCCGCGCGGCCUGCUGUCCGGGCCAGCUGUCCGGGAGCGAAGGUUCUGGAGCCGGAUUCCGGUGGUGGUCUCCGUGAAGGCUUCUCACCUCCUUCCCACGGCCCCUUCCCACAGGUGAACUUCUCUUAAUUUCUACUGAAACAGUAUCUGAAUGAGUCAUACCUUUGGAGAGAGAGUCACGCCCAUUUCAUGCAGAAUCAGCUACAAUAAAGAAAUGAUGAAUUCUGCAUUCAAGCUCAGUGACUCCUGUUUCGGUGAGAGCUGCAGUUUCAGUAAGUGGCAUCAUCAUUACUCUCAAAGUUUGGUGAGCUGCUGCUAUCUUCUGGACAUGGGACCAGGUGCAAGGGAUGGAAAGAUAUUUAGGUCAAGUUGUUUAUGCUCAAAGAUUUUUUUUUUUUUGCUCUUAUUUUAGUAGUUUAGGAGGCAGAUUAAAAGCAAAAAUAAAAGUUAUAUAUUGUAAGAUAAUAUACGAAGACAGUGAUAAAGGUGGUAAGAAGAUAGGUAAGAAUUUCAUGACAUGUCUAGAUCUUGAUUUUUAACUAAGAUGCAAGGUAGAACAAAUUCUGAUCUCUGGAAAAAAAUGUGACUAAAUAUUCAGAAUUUGAUGAGGUGAUAGGCAACCUCCUGUCUCUCUCUUUCUAUCCAUGUCACAUUUGGCAGUGGCUAUUUGUUCCUUAAUUUGUAUUUUGACUUCAUUUGCUUUAGAUCAGGUUCCUAACUUCAAGACUUGAUCAAUAUAAUAAUUGUCUUCUUUAUCUUUCUGGAGUUGAGCUCAUAAUGUUACAGCUAUUUAAAAAUAUAUCUCAAAGCUUUUCUUGGUGUGUAAGUAGGGCUGGUGAAUUUUUUUGGUUAAGGGCAGAUAGUAAAUAUUUUAGGCUUUGGAGGUCAGAUACAGUUUCCGUCUUGAGCAUUCAGUUCAGCCAAUGGAGUUUGGAAACAGCCAUAGGAAAUAGAUGAAUGAAUGCAUGUGGCUGUGUUCCAGUAAAACUUUAUUUCCAAAAAAGUGGCAGGUCAGAUUUGGCCUGAGAGUCAUAGUUUACUGAUCUUUGGUCCAAAGCCAUGUUUCUCAAACAGGAAGUUCAUCACAUAUUCUUGGAGUCCUUGUGUUCUUUAAGGAAUUGAAAUGUCAUAUAUUGAUUUGAAUGGCAAUUUAAAAAGCACAUACAGAUGUUUUCCAUGUUUUUGAUGACUGCCUCAUACAUUAAUACUCUACCUGAUUUCUGUGCUAGUGGUUGUAUUUUGUGGUAAAGUAGUAAUACUUUAAUUUCUCCAAACAGUUGUAAAAAGGACAGAAAAAAUUCAAUAUAUAAACAAUAUGUUUGGAUCAGAUGAGGGCUAAAUGGCUUCCUAAUUUACUGUCUGGAAAAAAGUAUCACAGUAACUGGAAUAGAGAAAAGUAGUAACAACUGAAUAAUCACAGUUCACACUGUGUGCUCAAAUAAAUAUGUACAUAGGUCUACUAGUAUAUGUUUUCAUAGCUAUAAGUUCUGUUUAUGUUGUUAGUAGUAAUUUUGUUUGUGAAAAAUUAAUUUUCCUUAUUGCAUUAAUGCUAAUUUGAAUCUUAUUGGUUAGUUUUAUUUCUAUUUUUAGAUUUUAUUGUUGUCUAUAAAGCAUAAAGUAGUUCAAGAAAAAUUAAUCUAUAAGAAAAAAGUCAAACCCUGCAGUCUAGUACUCAAGGUUCUUAACAUGUGUUCUUGCAUCUCAUCACUUUUCUCCAUGAAUACUCUGCAACAGCCCCACAGAACUGCUCGUCAUGCCUGAACAUGCUUUAUGCUUGCUCA